CUCCCGCUAUCACAUUCUCACCGGCUGCCCCGGUCGCGCUCCCUUCUCCUGCAGCCAUCAGAAAAGGGGGCAAAAAGGCCCCCGAAUUCUCCUCGCCCGGGCACAACCUCGCUCCAGAGUCCAGGCCAGACCAGCAGGCCGCCUUUCCGCUCGAGCACCCACGCAAUCAUCACCGCCGUCUUCCUCUCGCUCUUCUCUUCCCCUUCCAUUCCUCGGCACCACGUCCUCGGGAACCCCGCAUGCCCUCCGCACAAGGCGCCGCCUGUUCCCGGUGACCGCGGGGCCGAGAUCGGCGCGCCAUGGCCGCGCCCGGAGGCCUGGACCAGGACUGUGCACAGGACGCCGCCAUUAAGCUCUUCGGCCGCAGCAUCCCGGUUCUCCACUCCUCCGUCUUCGCCGCCACCGCUGCGGCCGCAUCCGAGGUUAGCACCAAAUUAUCAAAUGAUGUUAGAAGCAAUGAUGGCAUGCCAUGCCUUCCAAACAUGUCUUUGAUUGUCAAAACAAAUCCCUUCCCUUCCAAGAGCAAUAUGAAGAAUGGUUUACAGGCAAUCAGCAGUCAGCAUGGGAAAAUGGAAGCUGAUUCCAACUCUGAGGAAGCUAAGAAUAGUUUACAAGCUAUCAUCAGUCAGCCUGGGAAAAGAUACGAUUCCAAGUCUGAGGAAGCUAAGACUGAAUCUGGUGGAUCUGGCCAAGAGAAGGUACUCAAGAAGCCAGAUAAGAUUCUGCCUUGCCCUCGCUGCAAUAGUAUGGAAACAAAGUUCUGCUACUUCAACAAUUACAACGUGAACCAGCCCAGGCAUUUCUGCCGAAACUGCAAGAGGUACUGGACUGCUGGGGGGACUAUGAGAAAUGUCCCUGUAGGUUCUGGUAGACGCAGAAAUAAGGAUCCAUCUCAUCACCAUCAUUUCACCAAGGUGUGUGAUUAUACCAUUGCUACUAAUGGAGAUGUUUCUGAUGCAACUCAGCGCCAGUCCGUUGCAGCCAAGCCAUGUCUCCUUCAAGGUUCAGGAAAACAAAAUGAAACAGCGUGCAAGUCUGUAUCUCCAGUCAGUAAUAUUAAAGAGCAGAACAAUGCCGACCUUAUUUCCUUGGUCUCUGGUGAUAAUAAGGAAGAGAAAUCAUGUGCAUCUUCUGCAGUGGUAUCUGGUUCCUCCGAAAAUUGGAUGCCAGAAAAUACAGUUAAAAAGGAGGAGGAUAAUACUUCAGCGUACGGUAAUGGUGUGAAAGUACCUGAUCACAAAAUGCAGCCUCACCAUGCUGGACCUGUUUCGGUGUUCUCCAGAAAUCCUGCUGCAGUCAUGGCGACUAAUCAGUGCUCAGAAGAUGGUAUUCAUACGCCGGGAAAUGGUACGGUCAGUCCUCUUUCACUGCCACCACUACCCAUGGUACCAACCCCAGGAAUUUGUGCACCUGCUGUUCCAUUCCCUUUCCCUCUCGUGCCAGCCUUCGUGAGCUGCAUUCCUGGCUGGCCAAGUGGACUAUGGGGUGCACCAUGGCCUGGAAGUAGUGCCCCUACAUUACUAUCUCUUCCUCCAAACGGUUUAGCUCUUUCAGGAAGCAACUCUGGGGUGUUAGGAAAGCAUACAAGGGUAGCUAAUUUGCAGGAAGAACAGAAGGCAGAAAAGAAGUUUUGGGUCCCUAAAGCUCUCCGAAUUGACAACCCAGAAGAGGCAGCAAAGAGUUCGAUCUGGGCCUCUCUUGGUAUCAAGCCUGAUGACAGAAUCAUAUUCAAGUCUUUCCAGUCCAAGGAUCUGAAAAAUAGUGCGACUAAGACGCCAGAAUCCCUGCAGGCCAAUCCAGCAGCGUUUUCCCGCUCUCAGACAUUUCAGGAGAGGGCCUGAUACAAAAAUAAAGUGUCCUCAAAACAAAGGAUACCAGAGGAUGGUCAAUGUUCCUAUUUAAGCUUUUUCUUGAGUUGAUCUGUCGCUAAGCGCAGCAGUUUGGCAAUCAACUCAGGCCUGGCCAAGAUUUACAUUUUUUUUCUUUCUAGCGAUAGCUAGGUUGGUGUGAAGAUUCUGACUGCUCAAGGAGCGCUUAUGUAAAUACAGUAGGCCUGUGAAUUGAUGUUGAAUGUUGAUAGUCUUUUACCUGGCACCGGUUAAUGUUCUAAUGUACUCCCUCUCUUCUCAAUUA
Zea mays is the source of this 2133-nucleotide messenger RNA. RefSeq names its product cyclic dof factor 2. Gene Ontology annotation, biological process: regulation of DNA-templated transcription. Bases 300 to 1841 code for a protein of 513 amino acids. Lineage: Eukaryota; Viridiplantae; Streptophyta; Magnoliopsida; Poales; Poaceae. The record is from RefSeq and is a predicted model, not a curated record. Gene Ontology annotation, molecular function: DNA-binding transcription factor activity; DNA binding. The transcript has 2 exons.